GAUUGAAAUUCCUUAAUGCAGAAAGAUACACUCGCAUGAUCGUUUGACAUUUGGACCGAGAUUUCAGAGCAGAAGAAGAGCUUCUCAGCAAAAUUCGAGAGCUCCCCUCUUUCUCUCUGUUUCUACCCGUAAAACCCAGUAAAAAGUAUAAAUAUAAGUAGAGAAUAUUUGGUGUUUCUUCCACAGUUAGCUCCGUAGAAUCGUAGCAAUCUUAUUGUUUUUUAGCUUUUGUGAUUAUUUGUUUAAAUCCUGCGAGAUCUUGGUUUUUUACCUUUUGACAUAGAGAAAUUGUCGCAAAAGACUACCUUUUUAUAUACAUAUAUAUUUCUUGUGAACCUCUCUUCCUUUUUGAUAUUCAUCUCCAUCCGUGAGUUGUUAGAGACAGAUUUGUGUCAUUUUAUUUUACCCUUUUCGAUUUUAACUUGGAAAAUUGCAUCAUGAUUUGCACCGUCAAGCAAUCUGCUAUGGCACCCAUGAUCAAUGGAUCUGACACGAUUUUUCGCAGACAAAGUCCAUUAACUAUACAGAGAUCUUUGUUUUUGCCGUCACUUACAGUCCAGAAGAACCCAAAACCAGUUCUCUCUGUGUCAAAACCUCUACUGGUCUCCUCGAUCGAGUCUAUUGCUGUAUCAAAACCUCAAAGGAAAUACUUGAUCACAUGCAAAGCCUAUGGGGACCGAUUGCAGCCAAUAAAGGCUGAAGAGACAAAAUCAGAGACAGCGAGGAGGGUCAAGAUUGGGAUUUACUUUGCAACAUGGUGGGCUUUGAAUGUGGUGUUCAACAUAUACAACAAGAAGGUGUUGAAUGCGUUUCCAUUUCCGUGGCUGACCUCUACACUUUCUUUAGCUUGUGGAUCUCUCAUCAUGCUAGUUUCCUGGGCUAUAAGGAUCGCCGAGGCACCUAAAACUGAUUUUGAGUUUUGGAAGACUCUGUUCCCUGUUGCUGUGGCCCAUACAAUUGGGCAUGUAGCUGCAACAGUGAGCAUGUCAAAGGUUGCUGUCUCAUUUACCCAUAUCAUUAAGAGUGGCGAGCCUGCCUUCAGCGUCUUGGUCUCAAGGUUCAUCUUGGGCGACACCUUCCCUGCAGGGGUUUACAUGUCCCUUAUUCCAAUUAUAGGUGGUUGUGCACUUGCUGCUGUUACUGAGCUCAACUUCAACAUGAUUGGUUUUAUGGGAGCGAUGAUCUCCAACUUGGCAUUUGUUUUCCGGAACAUAUUUUCAAAGAAGGGCAUGAAAGGGAAGUCUGUUAGCGGAAUGAACUACUAUGCAUGUCUCUCUAUGUUGUCUCUGUUGAUUCUUACGCCUUUUGCCAUAGUUGUGGAGGGACCGCAGAUGUGGACAGCAGGAUGGCAAACAGCCGUCUCUCAGAUUGGACCGCAUUUUAUUUGGUGGGUGGCGGCACAGAGCGUGUUCUAUCAUCUGUACAACCAGGUGUCAUACAUGUCCUUGGAUGAGAUCUCUCCCUUGACCUUUAGCAUUGGUAACACCAUGAAACGUAUCUCCGUCAUAGUCUCUUCCAUUAUCAUUUUCCACACACCUGUCCGGCCAGUGAAUGCUCUUGGCGCUGCCAUCGCAAUCCUUGGAACCUUCUUGUAUUCCCAGGCAACACAGUGAUGAUGCUUUGGAGAAGGCAAUUAAAGAUUGUUCAUCGUGCAACAUAAAUGAUGAGUUAGGGUUGAUAGUUUGCAGUAUGAAGAGGGGCUGGUUUUGGCUUGGAUGAGCCAGCAGGCAGGCAGGCAUCUUACUUUAGAUAAUAAUAAUAAUAAUUGUGAUUAGGAGCAACAUUUGCUCUUACAAAAUGUUUGUUACUGAGGUUUUUCCUUCAUUUGUGAGGCUGAGGAGAAAAUGUUAAAAUAAAACUUGGAUAAUGUCCAAAUCUUGUCUGUUUCAAAGACGAACAUUAAUAACAUAUGAAGGCAAAGAAAUUUAUUUUCUUGGAUUA
Molecule: messenger RNA, 1941 nt
Organism: Manihot esculenta (cassava)
Lineage: Eukaryota; Viridiplantae; Streptophyta; Magnoliopsida; Malpighiales; Euphorbiaceae
Product: glucose-6-phosphate/phosphate translocator 1, chloroplastic
Exons: 5
Coding region: 438-1613 (391 amino acids)
Biological process (GO): transmembrane transport
Cellular component (GO): Golgi apparatus; membrane
Molecular function (GO): triose-phosphate transmembrane transporter activity; antiporter activity; phosphoglycerate transmembrane transporter activity
Source: RefSeq, a predicted model, not a curated record